This is a messenger RNA of Contarinia nasturtii (swede midge), 3937 nucleotides long. It is a transcript of the gene Kr-h1, whose product is annotated as Krueppel homolog 1. The record is from RefSeq and is a predicted model, not a curated record. The transcript has 4 exons. Gene Ontology annotation, cellular component: nucleus. The coding region runs from base 1731 to 3653 and encodes 640 amino acids. NCBI's taxonomy places the organism in Eukaryota, Metazoa, Arthropoda, Insecta, Diptera, Cecidomyiidae.
CAGAAUGCGAUAAACGGUCAUAGAGAACGCGCGCCACAGAGCUACAAUUCCCAAUUCCAUCGACAAAGUAUUACUCUUCAGUAAAACAUACUGUUCGAUGCUCAUCGAAUAAUAUUAACGGCUAAUUGACAACCGAAAAAGAAAACGUAAUUAAAUUGUUGCUGUCAAAUACCAAAUUUUACAUACACAAUCAGAAAAAAGGCUGAAACUAUUGUGAAUUCAAAUUCGUGUGUGUGUGUGUUUUUUUUCAACAAAUAUUUGUUUUCUAAAUAAUUUGUGCUUAUCAUCGGUAAUCACGUUAUUAGUUUCUGGUCAUAGCAUCAGAAAUUUUUCCACUACACACCAUAGGCCGUGCAAAGGCACAUGAACAACAACAACAACAACGAAAAACUGAAAGUUUCAAAGUGAUAAGUAAUAUUUCAAAGAUUUAUUGUGUAGUGUGUAUCAAUAAAAAUAAAGGAACAAACAAAAAUAGCCAAAAAUUGGUGAUAACUAUUUUGAACGUUUUGCAAGUGACCACAGUGAGAAUCACAUACAAUUUUAACAAGAUUAGAUGUCUAUUAUUCACGACAAAAUAAAUGAUGAAGUCAGUGAAUAAAAAAGUCGAAUAAAUAAGUAUACCGACACUGUUCAAAUUCGUUGGCAAAAAAUACGAUUAAAAAAAGUGCUGAUCUCGCUCUAAUUUUGUUGAAACCAAUUGUCACAAUUUGAAUUGAAAAUCUCACUGACGGUGAGACACAUCAACAGACAUACAAAAUAAAAAGUAACAUCGCAAUUUGAGAGUGUGAAAGACACGGUAAAUGAUGAGAAAAGAAAAAAAAUUGCGUUGAGACUGAUGUUUAUGUGUAUGCGUGAAAUGCGAGAACCUAGGUCAAUUUUAUUUGUAUAGAGAGUGCUAAUAUUACCAGCUCGUUUCUUUUUUUUUCUCGUUGUUUUAUUUUUGGCGUAAUGUUCGCACAAACAAAUUCGAAUAAAUCAUAAGAAAUAUUUGACUAAUCGUAAUUUAUUUGAAGAAAACAUUUUUCGCAUGAAUUGAAUGAGUCAGGGUGAAAGACAGCAUAAAACGUGUAUCAAAUGUAUUGAAGACAGACAGAGAUUUAUCGCAUUAAAUUCGGUUUUGUUAAAACGUCUCUUUCUCUCGUUCUUUGUAGCGGCCGUGUAUACUAACAGUCGCUAGAUUUUUUGUUAUUCGAAUUUUGUCGGUUUGGGUGACUUUUUUUUGUUAACGCAUAUGCUGGCUCCACUUUUUGCCGACAUUCAUCGCAUCGCAUUCGCCAAAAAGGUUAAUGAAUUGUGUUGCCGAAUUCGUUCGAGUGUGUGCGUGUUAUUUCUUCGGCACUUUUGCGUCUGUAACGUGAUUUCUGCGUGAACGAAAACAUCAAAAGAGAAAAGAUAAAGUCUGCUUUUGUUUUAAAGACAAGAAACGACGACAGGCCAAUUCAAGAACAUAAUAACGAAAAGGAACAGACAAAUAAUCAUAAUAAUAAUAAAGUAUAGUUAGAAUAAAAGUGCUUCGUUCACAUUGGAAAGGCCGUCUAACGCACACGAUCGUACCACACUCACAUCAGAUCGCUGAUAGUGUUGCCAAAAAAAAACAAAAACUAUACAGCUUUCAACAGCCCAUUUGGGCAAACGACCGUCUGUGCGGAUUUCCAUUGGCUACACAUUUUUCUCUCUCAUUUUGAGCCAACGACAUUCUUCUUUUUGUGUUUGCUGUACGGCGUCAAUGAAUGCCGAAUUCAAUUUUGACGGUGGCCACUGAAACGAUUUCGCUGAAAUUGCCUUGGGCAAAAUAUUUUACCAUCGAUAGCGCAGGUGAAAAAAACGACAUGGUUUAUUACACAUCAGUCAAAACAGAGCGCCAUUCAGUGAAUAGUGCAGAUUUGCAUCAAGUUACAAAUCUUUCAAGUAAUAAUCAAAACGAAACACAAUUAUACAAUAUAAGUAGCAGCAAUAUGACUGAUCCAAAUAUGUUGGGCGAUUCAUCGAAAACAAUGAUCACAUUGACGAAUGUAACACGACCACAGCAGCAGCAGCAGCAACCACAACAAACAACGCCAAUCUCAACGACAACGAAUACAACCUCGACAAAGCAACAGUUUAAAUGCGAUCAAUGUAAUAUGUUUUUCGGUAGCAAAAGUGCCCACACGAGUCACAUGAAAUCACAUGCAAAAACAAAUGGAACUCGUGCAAAUGGUACGAAUGGAUCGGCCACAAAUUCAAGUGAUCCAUAUCAAUGUGAUGUGUGCAAGAAAACAUUUGCCGUGCCAGCACGUUUGGUUCGACACUAUCGCACCCACACCGGUGAACGACCAUUCGAGUGCGAAUUUUGUCAUAAAAUGUUCAGUGUCAAGGAAAAUCUGCAAGUGCAUCGACGCAUUCAUACUAAAGAACGUCCAUACAAAUGCGACCGUUGCGGUCGGGCAUUUGAGCACAGUGGCAAAUUGCAUCGUCACAUGCGUAUUCACACAGGAGAACGACCCCAUAAAUGCUCUGUCUGCUCAAAGACAUUCAUCCAGUCUGGCCAACUUGUUAUCCACAUGCGAACACAUACAGGCGAAAAGCCGUACAAGUGUCCAGUCGAAGGAUGCGGCAAAGGAUUCACAUGCUCGAAACAAUUGAAAGUUCAUUCGCGUACUCAUACGGGUGAAAAACCAUACCAUUGCGACAUUUGUUUCAGAGACUUUGGAUACAAUCACGUGCUUAAAUUGCAUCGUGUUCAACAUUACGGUUCGAAAUGCUACAAGUGCACGAUUUGCGAUGAAACAUUUAAAAAUAAGAAAGAAAUGGAGGCGCAUAUUAAAGGUCAUGCCAAAGAUAUGCCCGAUGAUGAACCGGAGACAGCAACCGAAGCGACAGCAAAAUCGGAACCAGUCAAAAUGGAACAAGCAGCUGUCACAAUGGUUGUUUCACACACAAUAAGAGCGUCGCCAACAUCGACAAUGCCAAUGCUCUCACCGUCGCCAAACAGCAAUACAAGCGCAUCAAAUAUCUCAAUUAUGCCAACGCCACGAGACUCGAGCUCAGACACACAUUCCGAUGGCGAUGAAAUGUCAUAUUAUACAAAUAUUUUCACGCGUUUCGAUCAAAAGACGCCAAACCAUGAAUACAAAGUGCAAUCAAACGGAGGUGGAGUAAAUCCAGCUCUUUUGGCAGCCGUUUCAAUUGCUGCACAACAAAAUGAAGCCGAUGACUUGACAACGCUUCGACCACAUAUGCCAGCUGCGUCUGGACCCAGCUCGGCAACAAACGCACUAUUGGCCGCUGUUAGUGAACAGGACACAACCAUGGAUCCAAGCUUCAUUUAUGAACCACUUGCUGUUAUGCAUCAACAAGGAUACUUUAAUCCAGCACCUAGAGUCAGCGAAUACAAAUCUUCAAUACAUGCAUCGAACGACAUCGUAAAACGUGUUGAAGCUGCAUUAGCCAGUGCUGAAUUAACACCACCACGGUCAUCACCCGAAUCACCUGAUCGUUCGUCGUCGCCGGACAGUGACGUUGUUAUGGCCGAUCGUGAUGUAAUGAGUCUACCGUUGCGUAAGCGUAAAAAUUAUCCACGUGAUGGUCAAGGACCUGGUGCCCAAGGAGAUGAAAGCCAACCACCACAAAUAAUGCGCAUGAGUUCGGUUAUUCAAUUUGCAAAAGCAUCAUAAAUUCUACAAUAAAAUAUCUUUCUCACACUAGGUGUGCAGAUAAGUAAAAGAAAAACCGAAACGAAAAAACUUUCGAAAUUUUAACAUUUUGCAUAACCAAAAUUUGCCAUAAAAAAUGACACUUUAUAAAAAGCUACACGAUAAACAUAUUUAUUGCUUGAUUUGUAUUCAAUGAAAAGCGGUUUUCUCCACACUUUGAUAAAAUUCUAUUUAAUAAGAAAAGCAUAAAACACUUUAACUUUUAGAUAAAAUAAACGCAAGUCGUCGUAUCUUUUCUAAGCGAA